AUGUCGGACAGUAUAAAAGUUGCCAUUAAAGUGAGACCCUUGAUUAAACGUGAAAAAGACGAAAAUUUGCCGAUACAAUGGACAGUUCAAGGGAACUCUAUUAUUUCUACAGAUUCGGAGAUGAAACGGCGUGGCGAUGGAGGAUUUUGCUUUGAUCAUAUUUUCGACGUAAAUACAACUAACUUAGAUGUAUUUGAUACUAUUGUAAAACCUAUUGUAAAUGCUGGUGUAAAUGGCUUUAAUGGUACAGUGUUUGCUUAUGGUCAAACAAGUUCUGGUAAAACAUAUACUAUGAUGGGUACUGCAGAAGAACCAGGAAUUAUACCUCUUGCUAUAGAAUAUAUGUUUGAUGCUAUUACUAAUACUAUUGGACGUGAAUUUUUAUUGAGAGUAUCCUAUUUAGAAAUUUAUAAUGAAAAAGUUAAUGAUCUUCUGAAUAAAAGUGGGAUUGAUUUAAAGAUAAAAGAAGAUGGUAGUGGACAGGUGAUUCUAAAAUGUAAAGAAGAAAUCACAAACUGUCCUGAGAAUGUGCUAUCUAUAAUGAAAAAGGGGGAUAAAAACAGGAGAAUAGGAGAAACUAAUAUGAAUGAGCGUAGCAGCAGAAGUCACACUAUAUUUAGAAUUACAAUUGAAAGCAGAGAAGCUGGAGGAGAUUCUGAUGGUGCUAUCCAAGUAUCACAAUUAAAUUUAGUAGAUCUUGCUGGUUCUGAAAGAGCACGACAAACAGGAGCUACUGGAGAAAGAUUUAAAGAGGGAAGGCAUAUUAAUAUGUCUUUGUCCACAUUAGGUUUAGUAAUUAUGCAAUUAAGUGAAGCACAGGAUGGCCAAAAACAUGUUAAUUUUCGCGACAGUAAAUUAACAAGAUUACUCCAGACAUCACUAGGUGGUAAUGCCAUGACAGCAAUAAUAUGUGCUGUGACUCCUGCUGCCUUAGAGGAAACUCAAUGUUCCUUAUCGUUUGCAUCUCGCGCUAAAAGUGUGAAAACCAAACCACAAGUUAAUGAAGUUAUGUCUGAUGCAGCACUUUUAAAACGUUAUGCAAAACAAUUAACUAGGCUUCAAGCAGAGUUACAGAAAAUAAAAACUGAGAAUAGGGUUGCAGAAGUUGAAGAAAUGGAAUCUAAAUUGCAAGAAAAAGAGCGUACUAAUCAGUUGUUAGAAGAACGCAUAGAAUUACUAAAAACUCGUAUUGUUUCCGGAGAUAAUACAGCUCAUGAAGAAUCGCUUAAGUGCAAAUCCAAAAGAAGACAGACAUGGGGGGGUCCUGGAAUGUUUAAUCAACAUUUGCCCGUUUUCCAUAGCAAACCUAAUCUUCCAACAAUAAAAGAAGUAUCGUUUGAAAAGCCGCAUAGGAAAAGCAUAAUUCAAUCUAUCGAUAUAAUGAAUCAAACAUUUCAAACGGCUUUUACUGAUUUUGAAUUAGAACUGUUCGAAAGCGAAAGAGCUCGUGAAACUGCACAAAAUAUAAGCGAUAGCGACGAAGAAACAUUUAUAACGAAACGUAAAAAUCGUGUUACAUUUAAAGAUGACGUGUUAACCAUUAAAUGUAGGAACAAUAGUUUUGAUUUAACACCAGAAAAAUGUGAAACAUCAACACAAACAGCAAAUUAUCAAAUGUCUCCCUCUACACCAAAGCAUGUUCUACGGCGAUGUAUUACAGAUUUAACAAGAGAGUUUUUAGAACUUCGCGAAUUUACAACUCUAGAAAAACAGCUAAUAUGUCAAAAGAAUUGUUCUUCUGGAUCUGAAGAUGGGCAAUAUCUGCAAGACCUAACAGAAAUUGAAGCAAAAUUAGCUCCAGAAUGUCAUAACAUAGAAUAUACUUCGGAAGUAAAAGACCAGCUUGCAAGUCUUGAUCUUUUAGAAGAAAAAAAUAUAGACCAUAUAAUCACUGAACUGUGCAUCAAAUUAAACCAAGUUGAAAAGCAAAACGUUUCGGAAAAAGAAGCAAAUUACAAAAUAACGAAAGAAUUAUCAGAACUGGAGAAACAAAUCGGAAAUAUUACAUCCGAAAAAAAUGAAUUUGAAUACAUUAGUCAUGAAUUACGCGCAGAAUUGAAGAAAAAAACAGUGGAGCUGGAAUUGAAAACGAUGUCGGAAGAAAGUAUAAGAGAAGAAGAAAUGAAAAAAGUUUUGGAAUUAGAGAAGCAAAUUGAAAAUAUUACUUUAGAAAAAAAUAAAUUUGAACACAUCAACGCUGAAUUGUCAAAAAAGAUUACACAAUUGCAAAAACAAAUUGAAUAUGUUGUUUCUGAAAGAAAUGAAUUUGAACACAUGCGUCAAGAAUUGCGUGCGGAAUUAAAUAAAAAAUCUUUAGAAUUAGAGGAACUGAAGAAUAAUUUAGAAGAUGGAAAUACUAAAAUAGUAAACGAGAAGAUAAGAGAAUUGGAGGUACAAAUUGAAAAUAUUAUAUUGGAAAAAAACAGUUGUGAACAUAUGAACGCGGACUUACGCGCCGAAUUAAAUCGAGUAUCCUCAGAAUUUGAAUUAAAAAUUGCUUCGGAACAAACAGAGAAACAAAGCGCAGUAGAAAAAGUUUUCGAAUUAGAAAAACAUAUCGAACAAAUUAUUUGGGAGAAAAAUGAGAAAGAACGCGUCAAUAUCGAACUAAAGGCUGAGUUAGAGAAACAAAUCGCAGACUCCGAAUGCAAAAUUGAAUGUGAGCAAACUGUAAGCCAAAAAGCGAUGAGAAAAGUUUCAGAACUAGAAGAGGAAAUUGAUAAUAUUACUGCAGAGAAAAGUGAGCUUGACCGUGCGAAUAAUGAAUUACGUAUUGGGAUGGAUCGAAAAGCUUCUGAGCUGAUAGAGAAGAUAACGUUAGAAGAAAUGGAGAAUCAGAAAACAAGGGAAAAGAUUUCUCAACUGGAACUACGAAUUGAAGACGUAACAUCCGAAAAAAAUGAAUACGAACGUGUUAAUGCCGAAUUACGCGUUGAAUUGAAUAAAAAGAUUUCUGAAAUGGAUUCGAUUGUAAUAUCGAACGAAGUUAACACUCACAAAAUGAUGGAAAAAAUUACUGAGCUUGAACAACAGAUUAUGAGUGUAGUAUCAGAGAAGAAUGAGCUUGAACGUAUUAGCGAUGAAUUGCGUGCUGAGUUGAGCCAAAAAAUUUCUGGGUUGGAAGUGAAAGCAACAGAACAAAGUGAAAAUGAAAAAGCCAUGGAAAAGAUUACUGAACUUGAAAAUCAAAUUACAAGCAUGACAUCUCAGAUAAACGAACUUGAAUAUGUUAAUAAUAAAAUAGGAAUGAUCACCGAGCUAGAAGUUGAAAUGGAAAAUAUAAUGUCUACCAAAGGUGAAUUCGAAUGUGCUGUUACUGAAUUGCGUGCCGAGUUAGAUAAAAAGACUUCUGAAUUAACGUUGGAGCAAACUGAAAGACGAAAAGCAAUGGAAAAAAUGUCUGAGUUAAAUGAGAAAAUUGAAAGUAUCACGUCUGAACGAAAUGAAUUUGAACAGCUUAAUAAUCGAUUAAACGUUGAAUUAAACGAGAAGAUAUCUGAAUUUCAAUUAAAAAUUACGUCGGAACAAACCACGAAUGUAGAAGCGACGAGAAAAAUUUCCGAUUUAGAAAAGCAAAUCGAAAGCAUUGCCUCGGAGAAGAACGAUCUGGAAUAUAGCGAAUCCAAUGAAAAAGAUUUAGAAUUAGAAUCGAGAAGCAAGUUGGAUAAUAAAGUGGAAGAUUACACAAAGGAUUUACAAGAUGUUAUAACAAAUCUUCAAACUGAAAAUCAAGAUUUGAGAGAUCAAUUGGGAAGUCAAUCUGUUCUGCCUCAUUCAAGGAUCAAUGAAAGCAUCACGGAUACUUCAAAUUUAAUCAUGAAUAUGGAAGCAGAGAAAAGCCAAUUGGCAGAAACACUCCAGCUAAAAAGUCACGAGCUGGAAGACAUAAAGAGCGAUGUUCGAAGUCUCAAAACGGAUAUACAAAAAUUGCAAGAAACCAUCUGUUUGUUAACAACAGAAAAUAUGGAAAUGGCUACUAAAUUAACCACAGAGCAAGAAAACGUGAAACAGACGCAAUAUAGUCUUCAGAAAACCAUCGAUGAACUGUACAUGCGUAUCUCCGAAGUUACGAACGAAAAAAUUAGUUUAGAAAGUGAUUUAACGGAUUUGAACGAUCAACUGGAGUCUAUGCGUUCUAAAAUAUCAGCGACGAAUGACGAAGAACAGUUGUUCACAUCGUAUCAAUGUAAAAUUGAUAAAUUAACAGCAGAGAACAUCGAAUUAACAGCCUUCAUUACUGAGAAAACUAAGGAACUUGAGAAUAUCAAAGAAAGUAAAUCGCUUUUAUACGAACACGAAUGUAUUUACAAAGAAAAAGUAGCUAAUCUUACGGAAAAGAACGAGAGUUUGUUAUCGGAAAAUAACGAGCUUUCUACAGACUUGAUAGAUAAAAUAGAAGAAAACGAUAUGUUAAAAGAGCAAUGCAAUAUAUUCAAAAACAAGAUAGAACAGUCGCUGGCGAUGAAUGAGAAUAUCACUGAAACUGGUGUGGAAUAUUUGAAGAUAGAAAACAAUACCUUGAAAGCAGAAAAUACCGAAUUAAAAAUGAAAGUAACAAUACUGUCUGAAGAGAAUGCGAAAUUUUCUAGCAAUCUGUUAGAGACUAUGGAAAAUCUUGAUUCUUCUCGCAAUGAAAUGUCGUAUAACAAUACAUUACAUUUAUCGACGAUAUUUAACGAUAGCGCAGAGGCCGGUACAGCUGAACAAAGAAUAUCAGAAGAAGAAACCCGGAAGUCACUAACGUGCAGAGUUAUGGCGUUGCAGAGCAAGAUUGAUCAUCUGUCACACUUAAAUAAAAAGCUUAGCGAUUUGAAACUAACUUCUUGCAGUCAGUGUGCGCAUUUGAGAAACUUGAACGAAAGUCGCAGAGUUUUCAAGCUUGAAGCUAAAAUCUUAAAUAAAAAACUGGAGGAUCUACAGAGGAAGUUCGAUCGCAAGUGCGCGGAUACCGAGAUUCUGAAGAAUAAAGUUAAUCAAGAGUUAAAUUGGAGCGAACUUGAUGUGUCGUCGAAUGUUAGUUUCGUAGAUGAGAUGAAUGUGAGCUUCGUCGAAGAAAAGAUUCAGAGUUUGAAUAAUGAACUUCAAACUUUGAAAGCUGAUCAUGACAAAUUGUCGAUUCAGUAUGAGGAUAAAUGUAACGAAUUAGAAAAACUCCAAAAUGAUGUGAUUGCAAAUGCACCUCGUACCGAUGGUGAUUCUACGCCAAGAAAAAGUUCGAACAAAAAUACUAGGAUAGAUCAAAUUCAAAAUUAUAUCGAUGAAUUGAGGAGUAACAUGGACGAACUGAAGAAAGGUAGUAUGAACUUUACCGAUAUGCUUAAUCAAUUUAGAACUGAGAAAGCGAAUUUAUUAAGUGAAAUAAACACCCUAAAAGAUAUUAACGAAGAAUUGCAACAAAAAGUAUCGGAUAACGAAAGCACAGCAGUAAAGAAGGUACAAAUUCUUGAGACUGAAUUAGCCAAUAUGGGUAGAGAAAUGGAACAAUUUUCAAUGCGAGAAAAAGAACUGGAAAGUCAGAGACUGAUGUUAGAAGUAGAACUAGAGAGUUUAAAAGUUGAAGAACAAAGUAAAACUGCCUUAAUUAGUCAAUUAAACGAGCGUAUUUACUCUUUGGUGAAUGAGUUAGAUUUAGUUGCAAGUCAGAAAAAUGACUUAACUAGUUCGAGUACGAUUGAAUACGAGAAAAAAUUACAGUAUCUAAAGGAACAAUGCGAGAAAUUAGAAAAAGAAACAAUGCAAAGUAGAGAAUUGGAACAGCAUAGUAUAUCAAAGAUCAAAGAGUUGGAAACAUACAUAAACGAUUUGCAAAGAAAUACAACAAAUCAAGAAAACUUUUCUAGAGAGCUUCAAGAGAAUAGUAAUCAUGCGGGAAAGCUUUUGCAAGAAAGGGAGCAAGAAAAAUUGUCGCUUAUACAAAAAAUACAAGCAGCUGAAAAUGAAGCAGUUGAACUUAAAUAUAAUUUAGAGAUAAAAUAUAGAAAUGAAUUUGAUUCAAUGUUCCAGCAAUAUCAACAGCAUAUAAAAGAAUCAGAAAAUAAUUUGCAAAAAUUGAACGAAAGAUUAAAAAAAGAACAUGUAUUUGAUCAACAAAAGAUAUUAAUCAACGAUAAAGAGAAACUUAACGAGGAAUUGAACGACGCGAAAAGAUGUAUGAUUAAAGAACUGAAUUCACUUAAAUGUAACAUAAAUGACUAUUCAAAUAAAUCUGUAAAUGAAAUCUUUACAGUCUUACUGCAAACGCUUAUAUCUAAGGAAGAAGAAAUAAUUAAAACUGUUCGCGGAACAUACGAAAAGGAGAAACAAAAAUUGAAAGAUGAGAUAGAACAAUGCAUGGAUAUAGAGAAACGUGCAACUACGUGGGUCAAAGAAUUGGAAGCAGAGAUUGAAAAGCUCCAGGCAGAAUUGACUGAAAGAGAACAUGCUCAAAUGGAAUAUGAAAAUAAGAUCUCCCAAUUAGAACAUCUUCUAAGAGAAAGUAAUUAUGAAGUGGAGGUGUUCAAAGAAAAAAUGAGAGCACUUGAAGCAGACUACAAUAAUUUACAAGUCGAUUUUGAUAGGAGAUGUAAGGUUGACAUUCAACAGGAAGAAGCAAUUCUUAUUGCCCAUAAAAAAGAAAGAGUGGCACAGGAAACAUUCAAGAACAAAGAAAUAGAAAUAAAGACAAAAUUGAAAUCUGAGAUAGAAAAACUUGAGGAAGAAAAAACUGAACUUGUUUAUAAUCUAAACCUUUACACAGCAAAAAUUGCAGGUUUUGAAAGUACUAUCGAGAAUUACGUCGCUGUUGAAAACCGUUUGAAAGAUACCAUCGAUGAAAAGGAGAGUGAAAUUAAAAGAAAUAGUCAACACAUGGAAAAAAUGAAUGCAGAACUUGAACAAGUCACGCAAGCUUACAACGAAGUCAAUCAGGAUAUUGAACAAAAGAAUUUACACAUUGAAGAAAUUAAGGCUAUUUUAAAGAAUAAAUGUGAUAUGUUAUCUGAAUACAAAACAAAACUUGAAACAGUUAUACCAGAAUACGAAAUGUUGAAAGAGCAUGUCACAGAUCAAAAAUUGACCAUACAACGAUCUAAAGAAGAAAUAGAGGCACUAAAAAAUGAAAGAGAGGAACAACUGGAAAUUAUCAAAGACAAGUUAAACACAGAAGAAGCAAAAAACGUUGGAUUAAGCAAACAAUUACGUGAUCUGACCAACGGAAACAAUGCACUAAUAGAAGAAUUAAAUGGUUUGAAGGAAAAGUAUGAAGAACUUGAAGAAGCAAAUAGAAAACUAGAGAGAAAGAUUAGAAAUAGUACUAGUAAGAUUAAAGCAGAAGCAGAAAUAGAGGAAUUGAAAGAAUUGAACAAAGGAUUGCAAAAUAAUUUGGAAGGUGCGAGCAAUCGCAUAGUGGAGUUGCAAGAGAUUAAAAACCAAACUUUGAGAGAAUUGGUUGACUUAAAGGGUACAUAUGAAUUUGUGUUACAAGAAAACAUCGAAUUAAAGAAAUCGCUCUUAUCAUACAAAACGAAACAUUCGAUUUCAAAUUCGUUGAUAGAUGAAGGUAAGUAUGAUAUGCUUCUUUUAGAGAAAAAUAAAAUCGCGUUGGAAUUAGAAGGUAAAAAAAUAGUACUGAAUCAGAAGGAUAAGGAACUCAAAGAAUAUGCGAGUCAAAUACAGCAAUUAACUGAGACAAAUAAAGAACUGGAUGAUGAAGUAGAAGAAUAUGCAGCGAUAAUUAGAGAACGAGACACUGAAAUUUCUAAGCUAGAGGAGAAGUUGUAUUCCCGCUUAACAGAAAAUACCCUCAUCAACGAACUCGAGGAAAAAUUAAGAAAUGUCAACGAUGAAAAUGAUAAACUUCAAGACAAAAUCGAAGCACUUAAAAUGAGAUUACAAAUGGACGUAGAAAAAGAUAUUAAGUCGCGGAAUGAAAAAAAUAUUCAUGCCUUAAUUGAGGAGAAUAUGGCAUUACAAAUAGAGAUAAGUAAUUAUGAAAAACAGAUAAACGAGCUUAAAGAAAUAAACCAAUUAGAAAAUUCGAACGAAAAGUCACAGAGCAAUUUGGAAGGUGCGUGUAAUCGCAUCAAAGAACUGGAAGGAGAGAAGAACAGACUCACAAAAGAAUUAGAAUCACAAAAAUUACUGUUAAAUGAGAAAGAUAAAGAAGUUAAAGAAUAUAUAAAUAAAAUGCGAGAUUUUACAGCGAAAAAUAAAGAACUUGACGUAGCAUUGGAAGAAUAUGCGGUAAUCAUUCACGAUCGUGAUUCAGAUAUUUCAAAAUUAGAAAUCAACUUGGAUUCGCUUUCAACAAAAAGGGAAGUUAACGGCUUGAAACAAAAGGUAGAAUUCAUUAUAACAGAGAAUAAAAGACUUAAAAAUGAAAUUCGAGAACUUCAAAUGAGAUCAGGCUUCGAUGUUCAUAAUGAAAGAAGUAUACUGCAGGAUAGUGUAAGGAAGCAACAAAAAGUUGUAACAUAUGAUAAAGACCUUGGUGAACAUCAAGAGAAGUGUGAACAAUUGAAGAAAAAGAUUCAAGAAUUAGAAUUGCAAUUGGUAUCGAAAAAUGGUAAAAUUGCAACCCUAGAGAUACAGAUUCAGAGUCAGAAUUUCCCUUAUCAAAGAAAAUGUAAAGAUCUUGAGGAACUUCUACUCGCUUUUCGUAAUAAGAAUGCAGAAUUGAGCUCUGAAGUGAGGAAACUGCAAAGAACUGUGAAUGAUGUUAAUACAUGGGAAUGCGAUGUGUGUAGACGGUGGCGCGUAAAUAGGAAAGAUCAAGCUUGUCAAACAAUGCCCAAUAGUUCAGUGCGCUUCUGCAGUAUAAAUAGUGGAGUUGUUGAGGACCAUGUAAAAAUACAAAAAAUGGAAAAAGAAAGGAUUUUAAUGAAGGAUUUGUGUCGUUCCCGGUCUCGACGAAUAAAAGAAUUGGAAAACAGGGUAAAACAACUGGAGGAAGCACAAAGUUCUCUUACUUUAAAAUCGAACGAAGUAUUACAAGACAGAUCUAAUCAACCAUACAACAAUGUUACAUAUUUCAAUAAGUAUUUCGAUUUUGAAAAGAAUUCAAAACCAUAA
Messenger RNA from Habropoda laboriosa, 9048 nucleotides. Its product is annotated as kinesin-related protein 4-like. Gene Ontology annotation, molecular function: microtubule binding; ATP binding; plus-end-directed microtubule motor activity. Gene Ontology annotation, biological process: microtubule-based movement; mitotic cell cycle. NCBI's taxonomy places the organism in Eukaryota, Metazoa, Arthropoda, Insecta, Hymenoptera, Apidae. The record is from RefSeq and is a predicted model, not a curated record. Gene Ontology annotation, cellular component: microtubule.